AUGGCUGGCUGUGCCACUACCAACUCCAUGGAGACCCUUCAGGAAGCAGCAGGGUGCGCUAUCUGCCUGGAUUAUUUCAAGGAUCGUUUGUCUAUGGGCUGUGGGCACAAUUUCUGCCAAGGGUUUGUGAUCCAGCUGUGGGAAGGGAAGGAUGAGGACAGAGACGAGGAAGAAGAUGGAAGGGAAGAAGAGGAGGACGACGCAGUGGGGGCCAUUGUGGAUGGGACAACUUCACUCGAGAGGUUUUUUUGUUUUGUUUUGUUUUGUUUUGAUCAGAGGAAUGCCGACGAGGACUUCGAGGGCCAGGAAGAUGAACCCUGGGUUGGUGAUGGUGGCAUAAGGAAUUGGGACCAUAUGGAUUAUGUGUGGGACCGGGAGGAAGAUGAAGAUUGCGACUGUUACCCAGGUGGCUUGAGACGUGACCUGAGAGUUGAUGUCUACCCAGGAGAACAAAAGAUACUGGAAGAAUACUAUGAGGAGGAAGAGCUGUAUCCUGACGCCUGUCUGCCUCCUCCCCCAACCUCUCGGUGGCAGUUCACCUGCCUCCAGUGUGUGAGGAACUUUAGAUAAUUCCAGAUGUGUCCCACUCCUUACUGGAGGAGCGGGGAAAAUGAUCAGGGUAUCUGUUACAAACAUCAGGAAGCCCUGAAACUCUUCUGUGAGGUGGACAGAGAGGCCAUCUGUGUAGUGUGCUGAGUAUCCAGGAGCCACAAACACCAUAGCAUGGUGCCAUUGGAGGAGGUGGUGCAGAAGUACAAGGAGAAAAUAAUUAAGAAAUUUGUGAAACAUUGUAUUCUAAGUGUUGCCACAACUUUGAGAGGAAACUCAGGAAUCCCAUAUUUUUUUCAUCUACUUCUAAAACAUCAGUUCAUCCUUCUUUGCUAUUAA
Molecule: messenger RNA, 888 nt
Organism: Orycteropus afer afer
Lineage: Eukaryota; Metazoa; Chordata; Mammalia; Tubulidentata; Orycteropodidae
Source: RefSeq, a predicted model, not a curated record